Molecule: messenger RNA, 7579 nt
Organism: Stegodyphus dumicola
Lineage: Eukaryota; Metazoa; Arthropoda; Arachnida; Araneae; Eresidae
Product: tetraspanin-9-like
Cellular component (GO): plasma membrane
Source: RefSeq, a predicted model, not a curated record
CGGCAACCCACAGAAAGAGUGAGGAUCUCCGUCGCUGAGGAGGAGGAGAAGAGAACUGUUUUUAGGUGAUGACAUGUUCGCGCAUUCGACCCAUACUGGAAUAAAUCCCAAAUUUCGGUCCGGGGAUAUGGAAUAAUAAUCAUCUUACAUGAAGAACCUCACCAGAGAAAAUUUUUACAUUACAUUAGAGAAUACUUCAGUUCAGCUAUCAAAACAUUGGAUGGAAAACAGAAAUGACUGCUGAUUAAUCAACAACAAGCUUUAAUUCUUCGUUUACUGCAAUGCGAAAGAAAUCCUAAAGGCACGCAAUGCACUAUCAGCAGUCCGUUCGAACAUGAUGCAACAUAUGCAAGUGCCAAGCCUCUGUAGGUGCCAGUCAGUAUGAAUAGUAAAACGGAGUCCGGCCUUCAUUUUGACCUCCAAACGAUGUUGGCAGGACGCACAACUGGACUAUGUGGAGGUUAAGAGCAGAAGGCACCAUGCCCCCGUCGUCUUCAAAUACAGGGGCUAACUAAAUCAAAACAUUAUAGAAUAAUUCUGUGUCACAGAGGCUUCGGGAAAAUCUUCAUUCCUUCUGAGGAGUCUCACCAACGGCCUCCAUGUUCCUCCACAGAGCUAUGAGGUAUUACAGGCUGUGGAUCUACUCAUGCAACCUGGUUUUGCUCGUGAGUGUGGUGGCCUUUGUAUCAACAGCAGCGUGGAUUGUCUCCGACUUCAGGAUGUCGCUGUUUCCCUCCAUUGAUCUCCGCCACCCGAGUUUACUUUAUGCUUACCUGGCCCUUGCUCUUCAAGGAGGUAUCCUGCAAGCCAUCGGCUGCGUAGGGGCUCUUCGCAUGAAUGAACGGCUCCUCAACGUGUAUUGGACACUAAUGCUUCUCCUACUUUUUGGAGACGUUGUUCUGGGAGUUGUGUGGCUCUUCCGCUUCCAUUACCUUUCCGGCAGUUUGAAGGAAGAAUUACGCUCCCGCCUGAAUGAGCAAUAUGGGGUCGAUCUUGAGUUCCAGCUGCUCUGGGAUCGACUACAAAGUGAAACGGAGUGCUGCGGGGUAGAAGGGCCGAAGGACUUCGGAAGCAGUGAGUGGCUACAGAAGCAGGACUCUACUAUACGCAAGCAAGUGGUGCCACGGAGCUGUUGCCGUAUGCAGCAGCGGCCUUCCUUCAGAGAGCCCGAGCCCCUCAAUGUAUCAUGUGUGGAAUCCGACCGUAACCCGGCCCUUAUUCACCUUCCCGGCUGCUAUGAGGCUGUACACCGGUGGCUGCAGCAUGCAGCAGACCUUCUAUCCGUACUUGGUUUCUGCGUUAUCGCAUUUCUUAAGCUUUGCUUCCUUGGAAUCCUCCGUUAUGAGAUAAGGGAAAUGAUACAGAAGAUAAAAGUGCUUCGAGAUAUGAGCGAAUCCCCUGGGCUUUUGGACCCUUCAGGGCCUGCCAGUCUGCUUCCCGGGCCUGCCAUGGCGGCGAAGUUGCGCAGGCAGAGGAGCAGCACUGAUCAAAAGCAGCCACCAAAUGGGAACAACAAUGAGGCCGAGCCCUCUUCUCCAACCAAAAAGAGCUCCAGCCCAGUAUGAGACACUCCUUUCAGAUGAGUACCUAACAAAGUAUAACUGAGACUCGAGUCGCCGCUCCCAUCGAGCCUCUGAUGGUCUGGAAUCAUCCAGUUUCCAGUCAUUCGAAACGACGUUAGUGAGAAGACACAUAAUUAAUAUUUAAUAUAAAAACACGCAUUCAUGUAAAUACAAACACGAACAUAGAAACACAUAUAUUGAAUACCUAUCAUUAAACUGUGAAAAGAUUUAUUGAACAUAUUCAACUGAUUACCAUAAAAUUCCUAUUAUAAUUGAUAAAGUUUAACGAAUAUUUCCUUCCUUUUCAGCACCAAUUCGCUAGAUUAUUUCAGGAAUAUAUAUGUAAUAUGGGGUCGACUCCAUUACAUAUUCUUUAACACUGUCUCUGUUAUUAACACAUAGCAAAACAAAUAACAUCCGUAGUACUAUUUUCAGAAGUUCAGAUGAAUAUAUUCGCAAGAAAAUGAAACACGCCUCGAUCCCAUACGGUUGACUGAUCAUCGCAAGCAUCAUGAUUUUUAUCUCUAGUACGUUAUGUGUUUAGAGGAAUAAUUUUAUGCGAUGACCCUCCCCCUUUCAUUAUAAUGCGAAUUUAAAUUAACAUCUCAAAAAUAAUACGACUCCUGGAGAUAAUGUUAAGCUUUCCUUGUUAAAUUUAUGGUAAUCUUGUUGAAAAAAUUUAAUAAAUAAAUCGCUUUGAUAGGCGUACACGUUAACACAUUUCUCUCUAUAUCUAUAUAUCUAUCUAUCUAGGAGCUUCAUCCAAUAAGAACCAACGGACGGCUUCCGAUGAGAUAUUUCUUAUAUCCACAUUAGCUAUCUCUUUUUCUGUCUUAGAUACUUUCUAUAAACGCAUAGAGUCAGAUAUUUUCUUUAGCAAGCUUUUCGUACAAAGCGUGGAAAAUAUGUAGCGUAAAGUUCACGACUCUUCUCGCGGACCGUAGAAGGUCCUCGAAUAGGAAUAAAAUUUUAAGAAUUUAACAAUGAAAGUGCGAACCGUACGUUUCGACGUCGUGUAACAUGAAUUUGUUUGUUCUUUAACCACAUAACAAAGAAUCUAUAUAUGGUGAAUAAAACAACCGCGAUAAAGUGAAACGAAUAUUUUGAAGGAAAUGGCGGACUGAUUUUUAAUUUAAGUAAAGGAAAUAAAAUCUCUUGGAGAUGAUUCAAGAUUUUACUUCUAAAGUCUGAGAAAGAAUUACCUAGUCCUCUUUCUUCUUUUUCAAAUCCUGAAUAUCGUUUUAGCUUAUACAUGAUUAGGAAGAGAAAUUAGAGUUCAUAACAGUAUGAAGUAUAAUUAUGAAACAAAACAAGAAGUUGUUAGAUCCAGCAGAAAGUUCGUUGUUUCCGAAUCAAAACAGCACUGAAGAUGCCCAACUCCAUUAAAAGCAUAAUGGAGGUAGAGAGAACUAAAUGCGACUACUAACUUCAACAAGUGCCUGUCUUCAAUUUUGCAAUUAUGAGUGGCCAACGGAUCUCGUUAUCUUUGCUUAUUCCACGUCGAAACGUAAGGGAUCGCAGGAAAGAGGCCUUUUGCUUUACUCUGGAAUUUAAUGUGACCUCUCUUCGAUGACCGCGAGUGAGCACUCUUCACAUAGAUAGACAAUUCUUUUUUGAUCCAGUUUCGCUUACGAUCACUUGAUCACGAAACCAGGGAAUUACUAUACGGUUGCCCAGUAGAGGAGACAACGAGUCAUUCCCACAUAUCAAGUUUUAAAAUCCCAGUUAUUAGGGACAAAUAGAUGACAUUAAUUGUGGUCAAAGAAUUAAAUUAGAGACACAUACUAGAAGCCGACGGGAAAGGCACAUGCGACUAAGAUGUCAGUAAAUCUGCAGAAGCACGUGUUCUUAUAGGAAGUUAUUGCAAGGGUGGGGAUUUUAUCUGCAAAUAAGAAAACCUCUUUCGGCCACAAAUAGGUUACUUACUAAUGACGUCAUUAAGGCCCAAAACAAAAGACGCACAUAUCAGAUGAUAAGCACUUUGUCUUAGGAACACCGAUUAGCGGUUCCCUUAAAUAUUUUGCUGUUUCACACUUCCUUUAGACUUAUUCUAAGGUCGGUGUAUUUGAUAAACUUCCAAUUUUGUUUCGAAACUUUGAAAAAUUCGAUAAAAAUUCAGUUUUAAAUUAUGCUUAAAAGAUCACAGUGUAAUUCAAUUUUGGUACAAUGAAAUUCGCAUUAAUUGGCAAUCUAAUUAUUCAGGCUAAAUUAAUAAAAAAUAUUAUUACACUGUAUGCCAACAAAGUGUUGCAUUUCUGAAUAAAAAUUAUUAAAAAAGUAACUUUGAUUCUGAAAAUCACCAGGGAGCUAAAUUUAAUUCCAUAUAUGUUUCCCAUAAGUGACUACUAACAUUACAAAAUGCAAAUUUUUUACACAUUAUUUACAUUCAAAGUAUUUUUUUUUUUAUUAUUUUGAGUAUAGUUAAGGAAAUUCCAAAAAAUAUACAAAAUGCAACAAACUAAUAUACCUCCUACAAAAACAAUUCUACCAAAGUAAAUAAACAAAUAAAUAUUCCAUCAAAACAUAAAAAACUAAAAAAAUGGGAUCAAAAAUAGUCACGUUGUUUUAACACUCACGUUAAAUGCAAAAAGACGUUUUGAUUAAACCUGUCCUGAAACUGACUGAAAGAACAAAGAUCGUAUCAUAAUUUAUUGAAACAGAAUUGCAGCGUAAUCUAUAAAAAGAUGCUGCAUUAUGCACUGAUACAAAAGAGAUCAAAAGCUUUCAUAUAGUACCAUUUAUAACCAAGUGCUCAUGAAUUCAAUCAUCAAAAAUAAAUAUGAUGUUCUAAUCACACAAAAGACAUUUGAUGCGAUUGAAACCGACUGGCAUUUUAAAACAUAUCCUAGACUAAUAAUGCAAACGGCAUAACAACUGUCAGUCAUAAACGUGGCGUAAUAUAGUGUGAACUAAAUCUUAUCUCAUAGAAUUUUAAUUACUAAAUCUUCUUUUAUGUCUCAAGAGCCUAUUUACACUAGCGAAAUUUUGUGUUUAAGAAACACGUAUGAAUUUGACGGUUACUCUACAUAAAAAGACAGAUACUCAUCUUUCCUGAGAUAAAAUUGAGCAUCUAUGCAUUUAUUGAAUAAAUGAAAUAAAAAUAACCUACGCGAUAAUGUUACUAAAAAUUUCAUGAACUUCAUAAAAAGGCUGUUAAGUGAAGUUGUCAAGUUCGCGCGCGUUUUGGGGGCUCAAAGUUCUGUAGACGUAAAUGAACCUUAACAGGAAUCACAGGCUGAUGAUAUACUGACAACAAGAUGCCUUGAUUAAAUUCAACUAAAUCAAAGAAUGAUGUGCAGACGUACAAAUUUUGAAAUAUUCAGUAAGCAAACUCUUAUUAAACAUAUCCAGCUUGCACAUAAAAUGACGAAAUUUAAAAUGCGUGCCUCUUCCAACAUUCGUUCCAACAUUUGUUAAAACAGACUUAUUAGCCAAAUAAUCUACAAAAAAGAUCUGUAAAUGACUAAGGUAUAUUGCAGAAUAUGUUCUUUGACAUAAUAAAAAAUUUUCUUUAGAUAAUCCAACAUGACGACGCCUCCAACUUAAGCUGCAGGAAUGGCUCGUUUCACUUAAGUAAAGAAUCGCUAUUACCAACCAAGAAUUACUCACUAUUGUGAUCAUUUAGAAUAGUCCUGCGAUUACUCAGCGAAGUUCAAAAAUCUAUGCAUGUGGUCUUCUAAAAAACAGAAGAGACGAAACCCAUAAAGUUAUAUGAUUUGCAACGAAAGUACCAUCAGUGCUUCUGAGAUAUUAUGGGAUCGGAUAAAUAGCGUAUUACUUUUAAUUAUAUUUAUGUGAAUCUCUACUUUUCAUUUGUAACUUUUCCCUAGAUUUUCCAUCGUUUCUGUUAAGUUUUCACUUCUAAAAAUUUUUCAAAAAAAUUUCUGACGUCAAAUUUCUUAGCGUCUACAAUUCAUUGAUCAUCUUAUAUCGUUUGUGCGCGUGUGUGAUUUAAGAGAAUAAUAUUCUAAAUAAUGAUUAGUUGAUUCAAUUCAGACAAAGCGCGUGAGGGAUAUCUUUCAAAGAAGGUAUGUUCUUCUUAAAGAUUUUUUAAAGAGAGCUUGCUCAUGUUUACGAUAUAUAUGGGUAAAUUUCAUACGGUUAGUUCGUUCACAAAGAAUGGAACCUGCAAUUGUGCAAUUAUAAUAUCAAAUCAUUGUUUUAAACUCAAGUACAGGAACUUAAUGUCACCCGAAAUAACUUUUAACUUUUUACACUGUAUUUAAAGUUAAUUUCAAUAAAUUUUCAAUACUUUUCAAUAUUUCUUUGAAAAUUAGAGAUGAUUGAGAAAGAAAGACCAUAGUUAUAAAAAUUAAGAUUUUACAUUGCUCGGUUAAAGAAAACAUCAAAAAAUUUUUUUUUCAGUAGGCGAAAGACAUAAUCGCUUACAACACACAAUUAGUAAUUAUUUAAAUAAUUUAGAUGGAUUUAAAAAUAGAAUGUUCUCAUUAUGCUUAUUGUAAUACUCACUAAUAAAUCACACGUUUUCUCAAGGAGAAUCUGAUGUAGUAUAUGAAAGCUUUCGAUCAUAGUAUUUUGCAUGCACAUAUGCUAAAAUGUACUUGUCUUCAUAAUAUUCAUAUCAUGUAACAAUGUAAUAGUUUCUGACAUACGCUCUGCACGUAUUUUUUUAUCAAAUCUUCUAAAACCUCGCAUAUAAUUUUUUACCAAACUUCACACAAAAAUCAACACUUGUAUUCGCAACAAAUAGUUCAGUAUCAACAUAGCAAUAACCAGAUAAGUAUAAUCCUCUAUUAAGCUAAUAUGUAAGCUGCCACGAACCGAACGGUCGAAGCACGCCGUGAAAAAACUCCAUCCAGCUAAAUGAUAGAAAAACUGCAAAGCAAACACUUUUCACGAUGUUAUACUAAAAAUGCUAGUAAAUUCUUUCUGAAAGGUGAAAUAUUUUAAGGCGAAAUACAAUAAUUUUCACCCACAUAGCAAAUUAACAAAAACCUUAUAAUAUUUGCAGAUGUAGAACUAAUUUUCAAAAGAUUACAAAAAACAUAUUCUGAAUUAUUUUUAAUUAUUAUAAUUUUUUUUAUAAUUUGAGCAUGCGAAAGUGUAGUUUUUAAUGAAAUUACGAUAACAGUGUUUGUCGUUUCGAAAUAAAAUGCAGUUGUAUAGCAGAAAAAUACACAGAUACGAAGACCAGUACAAACAGAUUCAUAAGCAAAUAUCAACUUCUCUUUAAGAAGAAUUCAACGCUAUCUUUUCUUUGUACACAUAAAUUAUUCACUCAGUGGCAACAUAUCGAAAUAAUAUAAGUAAAUACUAUGAUUUGUAUCAUCGGUUUGGAAAACUUUUAACCGGAAAAUGGCAACACAUAACCAUGACUCACUUCGUAGCAAAGUGUCAAAGUACGAGUAAGGGCACAAAGGCAAGGAUCUGAAGAUCCGAAAAUCCUACAUGAUUUUUUUCGAGACUUGUGUUCUAGGAAACACACAUUCUAUACAUACGCUACAUAUAUCUCUCUAUAUACAGAAAUAUAUAUAUAUAUAUAUAAGGCCUUUGUAAAUAAUAGAAUAUUACAGCCUAUAUACAAAAAAAAAAAAAAAAAAAAAGUGAAGAUGCUGCGGCACGAAACGUUACAAAAACUGUGGCCUUCAUAGUGACUGAUGAGCAGCCUAUAAAACUGAAGAAGUAGGAAGAUGCCAGAUGAUAUCCAUAUAAAUGGGGUGAUAGAGAGUUGCUCUCGGUCAUUAAUUUUUGCCUCUAAAACAACAGUCUAAAUUUUAUAUUAAAACCCAAAAAGUACAAUAAUCAAGAUAUUAUCACUUUAACACAAAAAUAAUUUUAAAAAUAAAAUAAUAGGAUUAAAUUUUAUUUGCUCAUUUCGAGAGCGGCUCUCGCACCCACCCACUGAAAAGUGGUCUUUCGAUUAGCAUUCCAGAUAACCCCCCAACAAAGAGCUUGGAUUGAACGUGAUGCAGUGAAAAAGGGUGAGAUGUAACAUAUAACCAAAUAAAAGAACUUCACAGUUCGUGCAAAAUCUAAAUAAAGUUAUCUAUAUCAAA